Messenger RNA from Limanda limanda (common dab), 2229 nucleotides. RefSeq names its product XK related 5b (gene xkr5b). Gene Ontology annotation, cellular component: plasma membrane. Gene Ontology annotation, biological process: engulfment of apoptotic cell; phosphatidylserine exposure on apoptotic cell surface; apoptotic process involved in development. The transcript has 13 exons. The record is from RefSeq and is a predicted model, not a curated record. The coding region runs from base 1 to 2229 and encodes 742 amino acids. Lineage: Eukaryota; Metazoa; Chordata; Actinopteri; Pleuronectiformes; Pleuronectidae.
AUGAGAGACUACACGGCGGCGCCGAGCAGCGGAGGAGCGUGCAUGCCCUGCUGCCAAGUUUGCGUGUUCGUCUUUACCGCAUUUCUCAUCGUCGCAGAGCGGACUGCGAUAAUCUACUGCUUUGUGUACUAUCUUUGGAUUGGUCACAACUACAACUACGGCCAUCUUUCCGGGUUCACUGCUCUGUUCUUGUUGCCAGGAUGGGUUCCUCAGUGGCUCAGUUACAUGUGGUACCUGUGCGAUGGACGCAUCCGCAGGAAGUCUCUCACCUGGACACAUAUACUGCACCUGGGUAUCUUCAAAAGGCUGUUGGAGUGUAUGCAUCUGCCUGAUCGGGAUUUGUAUGGUGAGAUCAUGCAGCAGGCAGACGUAUCUGGCUUACGACUCCUAGAGGCCUUGAUGGUCACCCUCCCCCAGACGCUGCUGACGACCUAUGUGCUCAUCUGUACUGAUAUAGGUCUCAAAUCUCCAGCCUCAGUGUGUUUCGUGGUGUGUUUGCUGUCUCUCGCCUGGGCCUUGGUCCUCUACGCCAGAGCCUGUUCUCUUAUCAGACCGGGUCACUUACAUAUGACGCCUGCUGCCAUUCUCUGUCGCCUGCUGUGGAGGGUCGGUAUGUUGGGAUCUCGAUUCGCUGUUCUUAUGCUCUUCACACGUAUCUUCAAACAGUGGAUACUGGGAGUCAUCGGUGUGCACUGGCUGGGGGCAACUUUCUGGAUGGUGUCUCAGCAGACUGACAUCAUACGAUCAACAAGUCGAUGGAGAAUCUUCAACCUGGUGCUAGGAGCCAUUCACAUCUUCCUCUUCCUCAACGUGAAGUACGGUCAAUCCAGAUACCGCAUGGCUGGUUUCUACCUGGUCAUGUUCUUAGAGAACGCAUUUCUUCUUCUGGCCUCAUCCUGGAUGUUUACCAUGGUGUCCUGGGACACUGUUGGCAUCCCAGCUGCAGUGUUCUGCAGCUUCCUCAUUGGAGUGAUAGCGUUGGUUCUGUACUAUCGUUUCCUCCAUCCGAAGUCGUUUGAGAUUUUUCAGAGUAUUCGCCACAGAGGGCUUAGUGGAGCCUGCACAGAGCGGGGGUCUACGCUCUCAUUGGAGGAGAAAGUCACACCCACUUUCCAUCGCCACGCAACACUGUCUGGAGGUGGGACUCUCAUGGACCUUCCUAUCCAAUGGGAGGGCUGGAAACAUCACCACUGGCUGCUGAUUCGCUUAGCCCUGAAGACAGGGGAUGUCACAAAUAUCUGGUCGCUCUAUGGCGAGGGGGGACUGGCUGGACUGAUGGGUCUGUCUGAAGAAUUUCACUCCCCAGACGAACCAUAUGUCCCUCGGGUGAGUUGCAUUCCUCCACAGGUUCCUCAGAUCUCACAUCCAGCUCCUCAGCCAGCUCCCCCACCGGUGACCCAGGCUCCACAGGUGACAGAGGUGGUCCAGGCACCAAAGCCUCCUCCCACCAGUGUGGUGGCCAGACCGGUGAGGAGAGCUCCUCCCACAACAAUCCAGGAUAUGAGAAGGUUUCCAGAGAUUAUCCCGAUCCAUGAGGUCAUUAAUGAAGAGACAGCAGAGGAAGACUCCAGUGCUCCAGCAUCCGAACGAAAUGGUGAUGAGGAUUAUCAGAGUGCAGCCUACGGUUCACCGUCACUCUCAUCCCCUCUGCAACCAGAGAGCCUCCGCCACAUCGACAGCAACGCUGCAAGCCUGACCCCAGCCUCGUCCUCCGUCUGCUCUCUGGACAUCAAGACUCCAGGCUGGUCACCUGAGCGACGUUCCCCUAUGCUGAUUGCUUCCCCAGAGAAAAAGACGGGGAUACCUGGAGAGUCCAGCACCACACUGUAUUUCAGUGCAGAAGCACACUCUCCCUCCAGCGGGAGCUAUCUCGGCUGGGGCUCUGAGCUGUCGCCCAUCUCCACCUACCGAAGUCCCUACCGGAUCAGGGAGGCUCGUUUCAUCACGUCCACCCCACGAUUGGAGCCUCGAACUGGGGCUGAAAUCCUAAGUCCAGCCUCUGUUGUCGUGAUUCCUGCCACUCCAGGUACAACACCGGGCACCACCCCCCGUGCUUCCUCCCCUGCUUCUACUACGCCUGGUGCUUCGACACCCGCUGCCUCAACCCCUGGUGCAUCCACUCCUGGUGCUACUACGCCCGGUACUCCAGUCAUCCCACUCACUCCAGUCAUCGCCCACGCUCGUAAACAGAUGGUCCAGUAUGUGGACAGUAGAGAGAGGGCGGUGUAA